GUGUAGUCUUCCGACUAGCUGAGGUUUGCAGUGGCUGUUCCUGGAACGUUCUGCUUUUCCUUCUUGCCUCAGGAGAUACACCAGCUACAUGGGAGCAGAGAACAGGACAGGUGCAUCACAGUUCCUUCUGCUGGGCCUCUCAGAUGAUCCUAUAUUGCAACCUCUUCUCUUUGCACUGUUCCUGGCCAUGUACCUCAUCACUGUGGUCGGGAACCUGCUCAUCAUUGCAGCUGCCAGCUCUGACUCCCACCUCCACACACCCAUGUACUUCUUUCUCUCCAACCUGUCCUUCACUGACAUCUGCUUAACUUCCUCCACGGUCCCAAAGAUGCUGGUGAACAUCCAAACACAGGACCAAGGCAUCUCCUACAUACAGUGCCUCACUCAGGUUUAUUUUUUCAAUAUUUUUCUUGGCAUGGAUAAUUUUCUCCUGACUGUGAUGGCUUAUGACCGCUUUGUGGCUAUCUGCUACCCCUUGAAAUACACAGUCAUCAUGAACCCCCGGCUCUGUGGGCUUCUGCUUCUGGUGUCUUGGGUCAUCAUGUUCUGGGUCUCCCUGAUGCAUAUUCUUCUAAUGAAACAGCUGAUCUUCUCCACAGGAACUGAAAUCCCUCAUUUCUUCUGUGAAUUGACUGAGAUGCUCAAGGUGGCCAGCUCGGACUCCCUCAUCAACAACAUCUUUCUGUAUGUGGUUACUGCCGUGUUGGGUGUGUUUCCUGUCACUGGGAUUCUCUUCUCCUACUUUCUCAUCAUCUCCUCCAUACUGAGGAUGUCCUCUUCUGUGAGCAGGUACAAAGCAUUUUCCACCUGUGGGUCUCACCUCUGUGUGGUGUCUUUGUUCUAUGGGACA
Fukomys damarensis (Damara mole-rat) is the source of this 850-nucleotide messenger RNA. RefSeq names its product olfactory receptor 867-like. Gene Ontology annotation, biological process: G protein-coupled receptor signaling pathway. The record is from RefSeq and is a predicted model, not a curated record. The annotation marks the transcript as partial. Gene Ontology annotation, molecular function: olfactory receptor activity; G protein-coupled receptor activity. NCBI's taxonomy places the organism in Eukaryota, Metazoa, Chordata, Mammalia, Rodentia, Bathyergidae. Gene Ontology annotation, cellular component: membrane. The transcript has a single exon.